Messenger RNA from Gongylonema pulchrum, 354 nucleotides. The record is from the annotation of a GenBank genome assembly. NCBI's taxonomy places the organism in Eukaryota, Metazoa, Nematoda, Chromadorea, Rhabditida, Gongylonematidae.
AUGGUCAGUACAGCGCAGCAACACGAAAGCGAAAUGCGUUUAGGCGAACUUGUGAAUGAGAUCUCAGUGCUGAAGGAAGAAAUGGUUGAAAAGGAGAAAGGCUUCACAUCAAUGCGAGGCGAUCUGGAAUCGAAAUAUCAAAAAAUGCUAGCUGAAACAAAGCGCCAGUAUGAACAGAAGAUUGCUGAACUGAGCAAAAACGUGGAUGAGUUGAAAGCUUCUGAGAAUGAAAAAGUCCUUGAAAAUGAAUGUAAUCCCAGUGAGCACAAGACUGGACUGGAAAGAAUUUUGGAGAACAACCAGUUGAUUCAGGAAAUUUUAAAUGUGACUGGAAGAAAUGAUGAGGAAAGGUAA